Molecule: messenger RNA, 1542 nt
Organism: Exophiala xenobiotica
Lineage: Eukaryota; Fungi; Ascomycota; Eurotiomycetes; Chaetothyriales; Herpotrichiellaceae
Exons: 6
Coding region: 106-1509 (467 amino acids)
Biological process (GO): medium-chain fatty acid catabolic process; medium-chain fatty acid biosynthetic process
Molecular function (GO): monoacylglycerol lipase activity; acetylesterase activity
Source: RefSeq, a predicted model, not a curated record
UGCAUAUUUCAGGCGAACGACAUAUGUGCAUUUUCAUAGAGGUCGGUCUUGUUCCAUUGCUUGAGAUGGCUGGACGGUUGUCAUUCCUUCUUGUUUAGAGCGAAGAUGAGGUCUCAUGCUGCGGAGGCACUUCUUGGACAAGCCCAGGAGCAUCAGGUCUUUUUCUCCCUCUUGGCCCUUGCUAUCUUCGCUGUCUUUGCAGUGUCGCCCGGCAAAGUCGUCGGAAUGGCAAAGAUUCGAUAUUGGCACUCGGCGAAAUCACUGGUACUGAAAUACAAGGAUGGCAGAACGACUUCGCUCGCCAACUUGUGCAUGUCUCUGAUCCCACCAUGCCGGCUCAAUCCAUUCCUCUUCAACGGCCAUCUUCAGACUAUUUGGACCGUCAUGACCCGCCAGUCUGUGCCGAUCUACUAUAAGCGAUGGAUAUUUCAGAACAAGGACCCGACCUACACAGGACAAUUUGCGGUUGACUUUGCGACGACGCCGAACGAUGACCACGAUCCGACUCUACCGCCAAGAACAACUUACUACACCGACCAAGAGUUCAACCAGCUUGGCUCACUCGACACUAGACCUAUGCUUGUGCUGCUUCACGGUUUGAGCGGCGGGUCUCAUGAACUUUACCUUCGGCAUGUCCUAGCUCCUUUACUUGGGGAUGGGGGAUGGGAGGCAUGUGUCGUUAUUUCCAGGGGUUGUGCUAUGACGCAAGUCACCACCAGUGUUUUAUACAAUGCACGCGCAACGUGGGAUGUCAGAGAGACUGUCAAGUGGUUGAGAAAGACCUUUCCCAAUCGACCUCUGUUUGGAAUUGGAUUCUCGCUUGGAGCCAACAUUCUCACCAACUAUCUCGGCGAAGAAGGCAGCAACUGUUUGUUCAAAGCAGCCGUUAUACUGUCUAAUCCGUGGGACCUGCACGCUGGCAGUCUCGCCUUGCAGAGAACGUGGUUCAAUCGAAAUGCAUAUUCGGCGGCGAUGGGCAAGAGCAUGAAAAGGCUGUUCGAGACUCAUGUUGACCAAAUCUCCACCAACCCCAAGAUCAAUGUGGACGUUGUCCGCAAGAUCAGGUAUCUUCACGAAUUUGACCGACAUGUGCAAGGCCCAACGUGGGGUUACCCGACCGAAGGAGCCUAUUAUCGCGAUGCAUCGUCCAUUGACUCUCUGUUUGCCAUAAGGGUUCCAUUCCUGGCGAUCCAUGCAGAAGAUGAUCCGGUGACUGCAAGCGAAGCCUUGCCUCGAGAAGAAGUCCAACAGACACCAUAUGGUGUACUAUGCACCACAACAACGGGUGGUCAUCUGAGCUGGUUCGAACUCGGCGGCAAAAGAUGGUUUGCCAGAGCAACCACAGUCUUCUUUCAGACAAUGGCGCGAGAGAUAGACCUCGACGCAAUAUCUCAAACCGAUGCCGCCGGCUCUCAGCUCGAGGGACAAAUAUCUCGAGAGCAAAGAGAUCCCCUGAAGCCAGUGUUCGAGCCCAUGAGGAGGAAAAUGCACAUCCCAGCACAGCAUUAGACUGUCAUAGACCUCAUAGACGCAUAGAGCCAU